GUGUCGGAUAUAUGGAUGGAGCUAAGACCUACUGUGGAUACUGUUGGAAAUAUCCUGACCUGGUAGAUGUGCCAUGUGAAGAUCCCUGUAAGAUGAAAGGAGGAAUGUGCUCUGAUACCCAACCUAAGCCUGGAUAUCAGAUUAUUGACAAAUGUGUCGGAAUAUCCGGAGGAGCCGAGGUCGGCUGUGGAUACUGUUGGAAAAAUACUGUAACUCCAUGCACGAGCCGUGUGUGUGACCUCAAAGGAGGAAAAUGUUCUCCUACGUCUCCAGGAAAAGGAUGGCAAGUUUCGGGAACAUGUGAGACCAAAGACUGUUUUUGCUGGACAUCUAGGUUCAUCAUAGGUGAUCUGAUUGAUCUUGAACCACUAGAACUUGCUCCAUAAACUGCAAACUAUUGAGAAGGUAGUUCUUUAACAACUAGCUCCAUAAACUGCAAACUAUGGAGUAGGUAGUUCUUGAACAACUACCUCCAUAAACUGCAAACUAUGGAGUAGGUAGUUCUUAAACAACUACCUCCAUAAACUGCAAACUAUGGAGUAGGUAGUUCGUGAACAACUACCUCCAUAAACUCCAAAUUAUGGAGUAGGCAGUUCUUGAACAACUAGCUCCAUAAAAUGCAAACUAUGGUGUAGGUCGUUCUUGAACAACUAGCUCCAUAAACUGAAAACUAUGGUGUAGGUAGUUCUUGAACAACUAGCUCCAUAAAUUGCAAACUUUGGAGCAAAAUGUUCUUGAACAACUAACUCCAUAAACUGCAAACUAUGGAGCUGGUUGCUCUUGGACAACUAGCUCCAUAAACAGCAAACUAUGGAGCAAUUUUUAAACAAAAUUUCUCAAAAUUCUAAAUUUAUUAAAAUUUGUAUGCUUUAAAUAUUGAAUAAAACUUAAUCAUUCCUGCAAAAAAGGUGUAUUUUGAAGUACGUGUAAGACAAGCUAAAAAAUAAUUGAACCUUUUCUUGUAAAACCCAAAGUACAAAAACCCAUUCCACAAAAAUUGGAAUUUAAAACAAAAAGACGCCAAUUAUUCCACUGUUUUCUGGGUACCACUGUACACGGAUUGUUCGAGAGAAAAA
Eurytemora carolleeae is the source of this 1076-nucleotide messenger RNA. RefSeq lists its product as uncharacterized. Lineage: Eukaryota; Metazoa; Arthropoda; Copepoda; Calanoida; Temoridae. The record is from RefSeq and is a predicted model, not a curated record. The coding region runs from base 12 to 386 and encodes 124 amino acids. The transcript is spliced from 3 exons.